AUGGCCCUUCGAUCUGGUCCACUUGCUCCUGGCGUCGCAUUCAUUACGGGGGGUGCCAGAGGAUUAGGCAAUGCCAUUGCAGUAUCAUUCGCCAAGGAAGGCGCUCGAGGCGUUGUCAUAGUCGAUAUCAACGAUGAAGCAACUUUGGAGCAAGGCAAAAAGAACGUCGAGCAGUAUGGUGCCAAGUGUCUCGCAAUCCGGGCCGAUGUGACUAACGAGGGAGAUGUCGAGAGGGCAGUCGACGAAGCUGUCAAAGAAUUUGGUCGCAUUGACUAUGCUGCCAAUUUCGCCGGGGUCAUCGGUCCUCUUGGUCCAACAUGGGACACCUCUUUAGCGGACUGGAAGCGGGUGAUCGAGGUGAAUACGGUUGGAGUGUGGUUAUGCAACAAAUACCAACUCAGGCAAAUGAUGAAGCAAGACUCUAUCGAAGUUGAAGAGCACCGUCCACCACAACGGGGAUCAAUUGUGAACUGUGCAUCAGUGAACUCGAUUCAAGCUGGAGCAGGGACGACAGGAUACUCUGCUUCAAAACAUGCGGUGAUGGGCAUCACCAAAGCUGCUGCUCUUGAGGCUCGCAGCCACGGCAUACGAAUCAAUGCUGUCAGUCCAGGAUUUCUGCUUACCAAGCUCCUCGAUUCAUUCCUGGAAGAGGGCGACAAACAGCGGGGCAACGAGACCUGGGCGAAAUAUGAGGCAAGGCAGGGACGAAAAGCAUCCUUUGAUGAAAUUGGGGACGUGGUAGUCUUGCUUAGCCUCCCGCGGAUGAGUCUUGUCGUCGGACACAACUUGGUAAUUGACGGGUACGUUGCUCACCCCUUGUUGGUUGAUGUUUUCCAGAUCGAUCGCUGCCAUGCUUGA
Molecule: messenger RNA, 858 nt
Organism: Exophiala bonariae
Lineage: Eukaryota; Fungi; Ascomycota; Eurotiomycetes; Chaetothyriales; Herpotrichiellaceae
Exons: 5
Coding region: 1-858 (285 amino acids)
Molecular function (GO): oxidoreductase activity
Source: RefSeq, a predicted model, not a curated record